Acytostelium subglobosum LB1 is the source of this 573-nucleotide messenger RNA. RefSeq lists its product as hypothetical. Gene Ontology annotation, cellular component: plasma membrane. The coding region runs from base 1 to 573 and encodes 190 amino acids. The record is from RefSeq and is a predicted model, not a curated record. Gene Ontology annotation, molecular function: GDP binding; GTP binding; GTPase activity. The transcript is spliced from 2 exons. NCBI's taxonomy places the organism in Eukaryota, Evosea, Eumycetozoa, Acytosteliales, Acytosteliaceae. Gene Ontology annotation, biological process: Ras protein signal transduction.
AUGACAGAGUACAAGUUGGUAAUUGUUGGAGGUGGUGGUGUCGGCAAGUCAGCGUUGACUAUUCAGUUGAUCCAGAAUCACUUCAUUGAUGAGUACGAUCCCACUAUUGAGGACUCGUACAGAAAGCAGGUCACCAUCGAUGACGAGACAUGCUUGUUGGACAUCCUCGACACUGCUGGUCAAGAAGAGUACUCAGCCAUGCGUGAUCAAUACAUGAGAACUGGUGGUGGAUUCCUUUGUGUCUACUCGAUCACCUCACGAUCAUCAUUCGAUGAGAUUGCUGCAUUCCGUGAGCAGAUUCUCAGAGUCAAGGACAAGGACAAGGUGCCAAUGAUCGUCGUCGGUAACAAGUGCGACUUGGAGGGUGAGCGUCAAGUCACCACCGGCGAGGGUCAAGACCUUGCCAAGUCAUUCGGUUGUCCAUUCCUCGAGACAUCAGCCAAGAUUCGUGUCAAUGUUGAGGAGUCAUUCUACUCGCUGGUUCGUGAGAUUAGAAGGGACACCAAGGGUGACACCAAGCCAGACAAGAAGAAGAAGAAGGGUAACCUUAUGAACAAGUGUGCUCUUCUCUAA